AUGUGCCUUUCAUCAUCAACUAUUUCUUCUCCAUAUUCACCGAUGCCAUCUACUACUUCAUCAGCAACGACAUCACCAUCAACACCAAAAGACAAUAGAUUAGAAAAUAAUUCCGAAGAAGAUCUAUCUACAGACGAUAUGAUUGUUGAUAAAAAUUCUAUGCCUGAAGACGAUCCAAAUGGUAAUACAUUACAUGAUGCUAGAGAAAUUCGUUGGGGACCUCAACAUGCCGGUGCAAAAUUACUUGCUAGUCAAUAUACAAGAGAAAAACGUAUUCAAGAAAUAAUUUCAAUUAUUCUAUGUAUUAUAUUAAUGAUUUACAAUUUUUACUUUAUAUGUCGUUAUUUUGAUGUAAGAAAUUGGUAUCUUAUCAUUCCUUCAGCAUUACUUGGUAUUUUAACAGCAGAUUUAGCAUCAGGAAUUGUUCAUUGGGGUGCUGAUACAUGGGGUUCUGUUGAUAUGCCAUUUAUUGGUAGAAAUUUUCUACGUCCAUUUCGAGAACAUCAUAUUGAUCCAACAUCAAUAACACGUCAUGAUUUUAUUGAAACAAAUGGUGACAAUUUCGCAGUUACUGUUCCAUAUCUUUUAUAUAUGGCUUAUAAAUUUACUUAUUGGAAUGAUAUUAAUAUAAGAUGUAUUUAUAAUUUUGAGGUUUAUAUGUUUCUUCUAGCUAUAUUUGUAUCGAUGACUAAUCAGUUCCAUAAAUGGUCACAUACUUAUUUUGGUCUACCUUCUUAUAUUGUUUUCUUACAAAAUUAUCACAUUAUUCUACCUAGAAAGCAUCAUCGAUUACAUCAUGUUGUACCCCAUGACACAUAUUUUUGUAUUACAACCGGUUGGCUAAAUCGGCCACUUGAAAUGAUAAAAUUUUGGCCAUGGCUUGAAUCAUUUGCUGAGAAUUAUACUGGAGCAAAACCUCGUUCAGAUGAUUUUGCUUGGGCACAAAAGACAGAAAAAGUUCAUUGCUAUUAG
Messenger RNA from Adineta steineri, 972 nucleotides. NCBI's taxonomy places the organism in Eukaryota, Metazoa, Rotifera, Eurotatoria, Adinetida, Adinetidae. The record is from the annotation of a GenBank genome assembly.